CGGGCGCGGGGGAGGGAGGGGGGCCGGUCCGCGACGACUCCCGGGCGGCGUUUCUCCUGCGGGCGGCGGCGGCGGCGGCGGGGGGGCUGGGCGCAGCCCGUCCGUGACCAUGGGCGACAAGAAGAGCCCGACCAGGCCGAAGAGGCAAGCCAAGCCCGCCGCGGACGAGGGCUUUUGGGAUUGCAGCGUGUGCACCUUCAGGAACAGCGCCGAAGCCUUCAAAUGCAGCAUCUGCGACGUGCGGAAAGGCACCUCCACCAGAAAACCCCGGAUCAAUUCUCAGCUGGUGGCACAGCAGGUGGCUCAGCAGUAUGCCACUCCACCACCCCCGAAAAAGGAGAAGAAGGAGAAGGUGGAAAAGCAAGACAAGGAGAAGCCCGAGAAGGAUAAGGAGAUCAGUCCUGGGGUCACCAAGAAGAACACCAACAAGAAAACCAAACCAAAGUCUGAUAUUCUGAAAGAUCCUCCUAGCGAAGCCAACAGUAUACAGUCUGCGAACGCCACGGCGAAGACCAGCGAAACGAAUCACACCUCAAGGCCCCGGCUGAAAAACGUGGACAGGAGCACCGCACAGCAGUUGGCAGUGACUGUGGGCAACGUCACCGUCAUUAUCACAGACUUUAAGGAAAAGACUCGCUCCUCCUCCACGUCAUCCUCCACGGUGACCUCCAGUGCAGGGUCCGAGCAGCAGAACCAGAGCAGCUCGGGCUCGGAGAGCACAGACAAGGGCUCCUCCCGCUCCUCCACGCCCAAGGGCGACAUGUCGGCCGCCAACGACGAGUCCUUCUGAAGUUGCACAUGGGCCGAGGACUGCGAGCCAGGGUGUGGAGUCCAGAGCCUGCUGCCCGCUGCCGGCGCCCGGAGCCUUCUGCGGACGGCCACCGCCUCCUGCCGCGCUGCAGGAUGCUUCCUGCUCGCCACGGGCAUCUGGCCACCCAGGAAUUUCGCACCCUGACGGUUACUCGUGACACUUUUAUGUAUUCCAUUGUUUUAUAUGAUUUUCCUAACAAUCAUUUAUAAUUGGAUGUGCUCCUGAAUCUACUUUUUAUAUAAAAAAAUCUGCUGUGCACAAUUUUCCAUGUACAUUACAACUGGUUUUUGUUUUUGUUUUGUUGAGGGGGCGUUGGGAGGGGGGAGGGAACUUUUAUUUAUUGUGUUCACAAACUCCAUCCUUCCAGCAUAUCCUUUUAAGUUUAGUUCUUUCUUCCAGUUAUACUAUGUACUAUCAGUUUUGAUAUGACUAUAUAUAUAUAAAUAUAAAAUUAUAUAUAAAGGGUUAUUUGAAACCAAUCCAUGGCAGCGCUGGUGCUUGAUACACUGUGAAGUGGAUACAACAUUGGACAGUUGCAGAUCUGGGACAGUCCCUUCCAUGAAAGUGCUGAGACUGAGUCAGAGUCGGUCUCAGGUGAAGUGCGUCCCACCCACGUGGGAACUUGACUCUCUCAUCUGUCUAACGAGUACUGGACGAUAUAAAAAUAUAUAUUUUUUAAACAAUGUGAUCUCAAAUUUAAAGACUGCUCCAGAUCGCCUGCAUUUGCUAUGGGGUAACUGACAAAUCACACGUGGGGUGUCGGGGAGGCCCUGGUCAUUCAGAAGUAACCGAGCUAGCUCCAGAAUGCCGAGUGUCCCUGCCGGCGGCGGCGACACGCUGCUGCUGCUCUUCUGCACACGCACCGCGGCGCCGCGGUGUUCUCUCCCUGGUUCCACCCGUCUUGCAGACCCCCUUGUGUCUGAGGCGUUGAGUCUGCGUCUUUGUCCACCGGGCCGCCGCCUCCACGGGGCCCUGCGGCGGCGGUUUCACAGUCGGACUUGGUCGCCUCACGUCCUGUGUCACUCAGACCCUCGCCCCGCCGCUGCAGACCAAGGCUCCUCUGUUGUUCUUAAACCCGACCGUGGUUCAUUCUCUUGGCAAAGGUUACAGCCGCAUGAGCGGCCCCCGGGGCUCUUGAGUGCUGGAGACCCGGCCGGUCUCCCGAGGGAAGGGGCCGGCCAGAGUGGCCUGGGCGCAGGGAAGGCCGGCUGCCUGCGAGGGCAGACGUGCCGCCUCGGCCUCCCUCACUUCCCUCGCCUCCCUCGGCAGAGACCACUUCCGGAGCUCGCCCUCAAGAGUCUCUCCUCGCUCUCUUGACCUUCUUGGGGGAUAAGAAGCCACUACCUGACCUAACCCGGCCCUGCCCUCCUCAGUCGGAGGCCUUUGCUUGCUGCGCCCUCUUUCGUUUGGGUUCGGGGUCUCUUCUCUCUGCCUUGCACAUUCACGUCGCGCAUUUCGAGCGUGGGAGCUUGAGGUCCACCUUCCUUGUUUGAUCUCCCUUUAAGGACCCAGGAGGGCAUUCGAUGUAGUGAAGCAUCACACCGUGGUGCUAGAACCUGGUUUCCCUGAUGAUAGAAGUGAUUUCUGUCUGGAGGCAACAAGUAAAAGAAAAAAAUUAACAGCUUGAAUUGAGUAGCCCGCGGGAAAGGUCCCUUUCACGUUUACAUUAAAACACGCUGUAGCCACCAUGCACCAUGAUUCGGACUUCGUCCUCCAAGGCCUAGAUCACAAAGCAGUGCACUCGUCGCUGUGGUCCUAAUCUCAGAUGCACGGACAAUGUUCCCCUUUUUAAAAUAACGCUUGUGUCUGGGAUGCAAGCUGUACUUAUCUUUUUAGAUACCUUUUUAAAGUAUUUAUCAAUGAACCAAAGGAGAUCAGGUGCUUUCUACAAGCAUCCGAAUAUAUAAUACAUAGUGAUUUGACUAUGAAUUUUAAAUCCACGUUUUAAUAUUAGUGGGAUAUUGCAAAGACAUUCCUUCUAAAAAGUUUUAAUAUUCCUUUUAUUACGGGUCUCAGGGAGGGUAAAUUAGUCAGCCAUAUUUAUUUUCCAGAGGUGUAAGGAAUUGCUAAGUUUUUUAAUUAACUUUUUAAAAAAAAAAUUAAAUGCCACCAAACUCGUGGGUUGCACUGCUUUUUGAACCAGUAAGUGUUGGCAUGCACUUUGUUCAGAAACACUGUGUGCUUUUUCAAAAUCAGUUUCAUGUAAAGUGAUCGGACCCCUAGAUUAGUGGAAAGCUGACGAACCAGCUACUCAGCGGCUGCUAAUUGCUUCAUGGCCAGUGUCUUGGUUUUUUGGUUUUGCCUCCGUGAUAAAUUGAAGAAGAGGAGAGGUGAAGGAAGGGGAGCUUGGCUUGAGGGUGAGUGGGCUGGCUCGCCGUCUGGCCAGAUGGACGGUGGGCGUUGUCCCAGCACCAGGUGUCCCGGGGCCAGCCGGUGGCUGCCGUAGCGCCUGGGGCGGCGAGGUGGCGGGCACCUGAGACCUGAGUUCCCCAGCUGGAUGGCAUCCCUCAGGCAUGUCCUCUGGAAGUGGAAUUCCUGCAGCUUCCUGCGCCUGUGGUCCGCCCUGGGGUUUGGCCACGCGUGAGAACACUAGUGUAGGUGACGAGGGUGUCCCUGGAAGGACCAGACGCUCGGCGUUCAGUGGCACAGAAAGCAGGUGAAGGCAGAAGGAGAAGCACAGUGUUGAGGCGAGUUUCCAUGCGCGGUAACACCACGCGCUCGCGUGUGACGGCUGACCCGCCCGUGCUGCUCGGGAAGCAAGCGCGGUUAAAACAGGUCAAGGCAUCUGACUCCACAGACGAUUCGAACCCAAACCUUUCAGUGUCAAUCGGGCUGUUUAAACACGUCGGCAGGAGCUUCUGUGAGUUUCCUUCCAUAAGAUGUUCCACCUGCCUUACCAAGACCAUUCUCAGUCUACUUUUUUAAGCUACCGUAUCUUAAAUUAUUGAAAAUUUAUUAAUUGCUGAAUAUAUAAUAACCUUUGCUUGUAUGUAACCGAAAAUGGUUUAAGAGCCAACAUUUAGAGUUUGACAAUGGAGCUGAACAGUUUUUAAUGCGCAAGCAGUUCUGUUCUUGUGUAUGACCUGUAACCUUAAUUUACUGUGUAAAGAUGGUUACAUUAUUUCCUUAGCUUUGUUUGUUGGAGACAAAUAGAGAAUGCUUGUUAAGUAUGUCAAAACAUAAUCUUACCUUGUGAAUUUUUGUUAAUGUAUUAUACGAGCUCUAUUUUCCAUUUGCCCAGAAAGACAGCUUGUAUAACGCUUUUGGGAGUUUCUGCUCUGUAAGGUCUCUAGAGCUGACGGUCUGUUAGGUUUGUUUUCUCUUCAUGCUAAAGUGUCAGUUGGUGGUUUUGUGAACUGGUCAGAAAUUCACAGGUCUUAAAUGUUUUGGGGAAAUUUAUAUUGGACACUGCUCUUUGUCUAGCAAAUAAAAGAUGUUAAUAUAUUCCUGUUACUGGCAUGUGCACGACUAUGUUAUUAGAAGCCACUUUAUCAUUUUCCUGCUUUAAAUAGAAAUGUCUAUUUAUGAAUUCUGCUUGUAGUUUUUUCACAAAUAAAAUAGUAAAAUCUACACUGGGAAUCUUUA
Sciurus carolinensis (gray squirrel) is the source of this 4396-nucleotide messenger RNA. It is a transcript of the gene Rybp, whose product is annotated as RING1 and YY1 binding protein. The record is from RefSeq and is a predicted model, not a curated record. Gene Ontology annotation, biological process: positive regulation of DNA-templated transcription. Gene Ontology annotation, cellular component: nucleus. The coding region runs from base 110 to 790 and encodes 226 amino acids. The transcript has 5 exons. Gene Ontology annotation, molecular function: transcription coregulator activity; DNA binding. NCBI's taxonomy places the organism in Eukaryota, Metazoa, Chordata, Mammalia, Rodentia, Sciuridae.